Messenger RNA from Penaeus indicus, 961 nucleotides. Its product is annotated as facilitated trehalose transporter Tret1-like. Gene Ontology annotation, biological process: transmembrane transport. The record is from RefSeq and is a predicted model, not a curated record. Gene Ontology annotation, cellular component: membrane. Gene Ontology annotation, molecular function: transmembrane transporter activity. The coding region runs from base 13 to 747 and encodes 244 amino acids. The transcript has 4 exons. NCBI's taxonomy places the organism in Eukaryota, Metazoa, Arthropoda, Malacostraca, Decapoda, Penaeidae.
GCACUGGUGGACAUGGCACUCCCGCUGGCACUCCUACUCUCCCUCUUCCAUCUUCCUGAAAGUCCGCCUUACCUCGUGCUCAAAGGACGCGAGGGCGAGGCGCGCGAAGUCCUCCUGGAUCUUCGAGGGCGAUAUGCUGACCUCGAGGGCGAGAUCCAGAACUACAAGGACCUCAACCGCAGCAGCCACAGCGAGGGGACGUGGCGUGACCUCCUUCGACCUGAGGUGCUCAGGGACCUGGCUGUCGUCUCGACCUUGUUUAUACUCAUGUAUUUCACGGGUUACCAGGUGAUCAGUGCGUACACUUCGAGGUUGCUCGAAGACGCGGGAUCCAGCAUCGAUGAGAGUCUGGCCACCAUCAUCAUUAAUAUCGUGCAGGUCGCCGCCGCCGUCGGCGCCUCCUUCCUGAUGGACCGCCUCGGACGCCGACGCAGCACGAUGCUCUCUUACGGCGUGAUGUGCGCGUCGCUGGGCAGCCUGGCCGUGUACCUGCUGGCGGCGGGGGAGCAGGACCCGCAGCCCCAGGCGUGGAUCCCCUUGGCGUGCCUCACGGUCACGCAGGGCGCCGUCACCGUCGGGGUGAAUCCGGUUCCUUUCAUCUUGAGCAACGAGUACUUCCCGACCCGCAUCCGCGCUUGGGUAAGGACGGCGCAGACAAACGCGCGCUUGUGCGUGGACAUUCUUACAAAUACCUACACACACACACACACACACACAAACACGCACACACUGAUAACAGUGAUAUAGCAAUGAUGUUUGAUAGAAUACAAUAGUGACGAUGAUAAUGAUAAUCUUUAUAGUUUUUUUUUAAAUCGAAUGAUAAUUUGUCAUGAUGGUAUCAUUAUCAUCACUUCCACCAAUAUUGUUAUUGUCAUUGUUACCGUCAUCAUAAUUCUGCAGAGAACCUGUUUAUUUUUUGUCAGAGAGAAUCAUUGUAUAUUCUUUUUCGCCCAAGGUCACA